UUCUUCCCGUUUUCCAGUCUAGUCGUAACGCUCAGACUAGAAAGACUCGGAUUUUAAAAAAAUUAUGGUACAAGUAAUGGAUCAUUUAACAAUAAAAAUGGCGGAUAAUUGUACUGUGUCGAAAAGUGACUUCAUUUUUGAACCAAGUGCUGUUGGUAAACAUACCACUACGGCUGUUAGUCUUGGCACUGUCACGGGAAUAGCGAUUGCUGUUGCUUUGAAUAUUGUGUUAAAUCUGAAGUGUUUCACGACGAAAUCGGCUCAGAUUAUAAUACGGCUUGACAAAAAAAAUCUGUUAAGAACUCUAGUGUUACUAGUGUUAGUGUUAAUGCUACCAGUUUUUAUAGUGCUAAUAUUAUUUGGUAGGUGUUAUAAAUUCCUGUGUUCAAUUAUAAUAAGAAGAAAAGACAAGCAAUUUGUCAGAUUUUUGGAAAGUUUCGAUGUGUUUUGGUACUUGGAAGGUGAUUCGGUAAUAAACAUUCUGGGUACUAUUGAGUCUGAUUCAACUGAAGCAUUAGUUGAAAAUAUGAAACACAAGUUGGAAAUUCUAAUACAUAAUAAGACGAGUGAUAAAAUAUUUUAUAGAAAACACGAAGAAUAUGGCUUUUUUUACUGGAGAAAAAAUGAUUUUAUAGAUGUGAGUGAAUAUGUGGAAAUAUUAGACUUACCUGAUCAAUGUGAGCUAAGUGAAACUGAUCUUGAAGACAUUAUGGCCGACGUGUCAACUAAACCUUUACCAUAUAACGAUGAAGGCCUUUUUAAAAUCCUUAUAACUAAACAAAGGGUCACCAUUGAUCAUAACACAAAGGAGGAACACGGGAUAAUAUUUAGAAUUCAUCACUCUGUUGGAGAUGGAUUUGCUCUAAUUGAGUUCUUGUGCGAGUCAUUAGCAGAUAAUGGACAAUCCCAUAAAAAUGCUAUCAAUCUCUCUGAAUUUCGGAAUAGCGAAACACCAGAUGAGUUGUUCAAUGUGAUACGGAAAUUGUGCGAUAUUCCUUUAUGUUUUGCUGAUCUUGUUCUUAGGAAACCAGAUGAAAAUUCAUUACAUGGUCCGCCUAUGCUGGGACAAAAGCAUUUCAAGUGGACAAAAUCAGACGAAAAUUUAUUGGUCAUGGUAAAAGAAAUAAAAGACAAUGUUGGGUUAAACUUUUCUGACGUUAUAGCCACAGCUGUAGCCGGUGGACUCAGAAAUUAUUUUGAUAAGACAAUAGCCCAUGUUCCAGAUGAUGUAGCAGUUAUAAUACCAGUAAGAUAUCCUUCAUCUGCCCCUUUCAAAAAUGGUCGCAAUCGAUUGAAUAAUGAUUUUACUGUCACUAUGUUUGAUUUACCAGUGAAAGAACACAAAAAUCUUAGUACAAUCAAAAACAGAUUUGCUGACUUUAGACUAAACAACGAAUACCUGGCAAAUUAUUACAUUAUUCAGUUAGCAAGCAUUUUCCCUAAAGAAAUUCUCAAGCCGAUCUUCUUCAGUAGCCAGGCCACUUUGACUCUCAGUAACAUGCCCGGACCUGAUGUCUUAUCAAUUUGUGGAAGCACUCUCAAGAAAAUGGUUUUCUUUUUGCCUCUGAAAGGAAUCUCAGGUGUAGGCGUGUCAGCUUUUUGCUAUGGCGGCGUGCUUCGCCUAGCUGUGUCGGCUGAUGCUGCUCUGGUUUCCAAGGCCGACGAUCUGGACUACAUUCUCCAAGGAAUGGUAGACGAGAUCAGGCGGAUGCAUGUGUUAUACGCGAAGAAGUAAUUUCAUGGGUUUUUAACGGCUACGCUAUUGCAUCUCAGUAAAAGGUAAUGGAGAUAGCUAAACGACGCCAGUAAUAACCACAAAUGAACAUGUGUACAUUUUUAACCUAUCGGCUCCUGAUACUAAAGAUGCCUGCAUGCAUGAAUAUCACUGCCUAUAGAAUGAGUGUGAAUAUAUCCAGUUACGUUCAAAAUAAUUCAUUAAUAAACAUUUUACUGUUUGGA
This is a messenger RNA of Plodia interpunctella (Indianmeal moth), 1959 nucleotides long. RefSeq lists its product as uncharacterized. The record is from RefSeq and is a predicted model, not a curated record. Gene Ontology annotation, cellular component: plasma membrane. Lineage: Eukaryota; Metazoa; Arthropoda; Insecta; Lepidoptera; Pyralidae. Bases 65 to 1735 code for a protein of 556 amino acids. Gene Ontology annotation, biological process: triglyceride biosynthetic process. The transcript is spliced from 6 exons.